This is a messenger RNA of Candidozyma duobushaemuli, 1959 nucleotides long. RefSeq names its product long-chain fatty acid transporter (gene FAT1). Lineage: Eukaryota; Fungi; Ascomycota; Pichiomycetes; Serinales; Metschnikowiaceae. Gene Ontology annotation, molecular function: long-chain fatty acid transmembrane transporter activity; long-chain fatty acid-CoA ligase activity. The record is from RefSeq and is a predicted model, not a curated record. The transcript has a single exon. The coding region runs from base 1 to 1959 and encodes 652 amino acids.
AUGUCUGGGCUUGAAAUUGCCUCUGCCGCCGUUGUGGGCUCCCAGUUGUUGGAUGCCAAAUUGCACGUUAGUGAGGACCUCAACUUGAUCAAAAACGUGGUCUCUAAAGCUGUGCCAUAUCUUUAUUCCGCCUACAGGGGAAAGGCUUCCUACUGGUACCUUUUCGAAAAGGCUGCCUUGAAAUACCCUGACAACUUGGCAGUGUCGUUCCCUCGUCCUAAGAAGGAUGCUCCUGCUCCCCAGAAGGACGCUGAGGGCUUCCCCAUCUUCGACGAGCAGUUCACCAUGGAGAGCUACACCUACCGUGAGUUGUACGCCAUGGUGUUGCGUUUGUCUUACAUCUUGAAGAACGACUACGGCGUCACCUCCAAGGACACUAUCGCUCUUGACUGCAUGAACAAGCCUUUGUUCUUGUUGUUGUGGUUGGCUUUGUGGAACAUUGGUGCCGUUCCUGCUUUCUUGAACUACAACACCAAGGACAAGCCCUUGGUUCACUGUAUCAAGAUUGCCGAUGUGUCUCAGGUCUUCAUUGACCCAGAUUGUGCUCAGCCAAUCAAGGACACUGAGCCAAUGAUCAAUGAAGAAUUGCCCAAUGUCAAGUUGCACUACAUCAAUGAGCCAGAGUUGCUCAAGGUGUUGAGCGACAGAUCUAGACCUAAGCACAGAGCCCCAGACAACACUAGAAGACCAGAGGACAAGGACUCGUCUUGCUGUGCUUUGAUCUACACUUCUGGUACCACCGGUUUGCCCAAGGCCGGUAUCAUGUCUUGGAGAAAGGCCUUCAUGGCGACUGCCUUCUUCGGCUCCAUCAUGAAGAUCAAUAAUAAAUCCACUGUCAUGACUGCCAUGCCUCUAUAUCACUCUACUGCCGCCAUGUUGGGUGUUUGUCCUACCCUUUCUACAGGUGGUUGUGUGGUUGUGUGUCAAAAGUUCUCUGCCUCCACAUUCUGGACUCAGGCUAGAUUAUCCGAUGCCACUCACAUCCAGUACGUCGGUGAAGUUUGUCGUUACUUGUUGAACUCCAAGCCUCAUCCAGACCAAGCCAAGCAUCAGGUUAAGAUCGCUUACGGUAACGGUUUGAGAAGAGACAUUUGGAGAGAGUUCAAGAGGAGAUUCCACAUUGAGGGUGUUGGUGAGUUCUACGCUUCUACCGAAUCUCCUAUUGCCACCACCAACAUUCAAUACGGCGACUUUGGUGUGGGUGCCUGCCGUAAGUACGGUUCGCUUAUCUCCUCUGUCCUUGGCUUCACCCAGGUAUUGGUCAAGAUGGACCCUGAUGACGAGAGUGAGAUCUGGAGAGACCCUAAGACCGGCAUGUGUGUCAAGGCCGACGUUAACACUCCAGGUGAGUUGUUGAUGAAGAUCAUGGACGCCAAGAACGUUGAAGGCUCUUUCCAGGGUUAUUACGGUAACAACGAGGCUACCAACAAGAAGGUUAUCAGAGAUGUGUUCAAGAAGGGCGAUGCCUGGUUUAGAUCUGGUGACUUGUUGAAAAUGGAUGAGGACAACUUGUUGUAUUUCGUCGACAGAUUGGGUGACACAUUCAGAUGGAGAUCCGAGAACGUUUCUGCCACUGAGGUUGAGAACGAAGUGAUGGGCUCUGGUGCUAUCAAGCAGUCCGUCGUUGUUGGUGUUCGUGUGCCAAACUACGAGGGUAGAGCUGGUUUUGCUGUCGUUGACCCCGCUGAUGGUCUCAGCGAUGAGGAGGUCUUGGCCAAGAUUCACGAUCACGUUGUCAAGUCCUUGCCCAAGUAUGCUGUUCCUCAAUUCAUCAAGAUCAAGUCUGGUGGAAUUGCUGCUUCUCACAACCAUAAGGUUCCAAAGAACCAGUUCAAGAACCAGAAGUUGCCAAAGGGCGAAAACGGUGACGAUCUCAUCUACUGGUUGAACGGCGACCGUUACGAAGAGUUGACCGAGGACGCCUGGGCCCACAUCAUGAGCGGCAAGACCAAGUUAUAA